GGCACUCUCGCGCGCCUGCACUUAUUGUCCCUUCGCCACCCGCAUCACCUCCCGCCUCGUACGGCAAACCCAUGCAUCAUCUCCCUUGACCGCGCGAUCGAUCGACCAUCGAUCGAGCUAGCUACGCCAGAUCAAAUUAAAGCGCCCCCGCUACGCAUUGCCGCGGCGUACAUGGGCAAGAAGCCCGGCGGCGCCGGCUGGCUGGCCACCGUCAGGAAGGUCUUCAAGACCAGCCCCUCCUCCUCCCCGUCCAAGGACCCGCGCCACGCCAAGAAGGGGCUGGGAGGCGAGGAGCAAGAGGCAGCAGAGAUACUGUCCGUCGAGCACUUCCCGGCCACCGACACGUCGCCUGAGUUGACCAAUGAGGGCAGCGUCGGCUCCGUCGCCGGGUGGGCGCGGGAGGGCGGCGGGGUGGAGGCGGAGGCUAGAAGGGCGCGCCGCGCAAUGGCGUCGAGGAUGGCGAGGCUCGCGGCGCUGCGCGAGAGGGCCGCCGGCAGGGAGGACCGCGCCGCCGUGCGCAUCCAAGCAUUCUACCGGGGCUACUUGGCGAGAAGAGCCCUCCGCGCUCUACGCGGCCUGGUGCGGCUGCAGGCGCUGGUGCGCGGCCACCAGGUGCGCCGCCAGGUCCAUCACACCAUGCGCUGCAUGCAGGCGCUUGUCCGCGCGCAGGACCGCGUUCGCGCCCGCCGCCUCACCUCCCACGUCGCCACGCGUGGCCGUCCCGCCCCCGUCGUCCCCGCGCACGGUGCCCGUCGGCAGUCGUACGGGCAUGACCGCCUCUUCUUCGAUGACCACCAGGACGAGGAGGACGCGGAGACGGCAGCGCAGGUUCGGCGACCAAGAAACAGGCAUGGCAGCGUCGGCAACUUGAGCCCGUUCCAGGAAGGGUGGGACGCCGUCACCCGGGCCGGGGCCAUGCACCGACAUGACGACGCCGCGGCGUGGCCACCUGCUUAUGCGCAUGACUUCCAGCAGCACAAGAUUAAAUUCCCCAUCACGAACAAAUGCGGCUUGAGCGCGACGAGCUGGACAAGCGCAAGGCCGGCUGGCACUGGCUGGAGCGCUGCAUGGCGCCCAACAGUGCGCCGCCGGAGCAGGCCAACCAGCACUUAGCGGCGGCGGAGACGUCGUACGUGACGGCGGCAACGGCCACGGCCACCGAAGGCGUUUCGGAGAGGACCGUGGAGAUGGAGCCGAGCAGGAAGAGCUCUCCGACGGACCUGUACCCGGUGCGCGCCGAGGUGAUUCCCGGGUACAUGGCGGCG
This is a messenger RNA of Aegilops tauschii subsp. strangulata, 1265 nucleotides long. Its product is annotated as protein IQ-DOMAIN 21. Lineage: Eukaryota; Viridiplantae; Streptophyta; Magnoliopsida; Poales; Poaceae. Gene Ontology annotation, molecular function: protein binding. The record is from RefSeq and is a predicted model, not a curated record.